UUAGUUGCUACACCGAAAGUUCAGCCAUCUUGAUAAGUAGCUGGCUCGAAUGUGUGCUGGGUGGGAAAACUACUCAGCCCGUUCUGAAAGUUGUCGGCCCCGGGCAGCCAAUCCAGCCUUUAUUUCUAACACCGAUUACAUGAGUCUGUAAGCUGGUCAAAGGAAAAAAGACUACUCACAAUGUGGCUGUAUUUAGUUGCUGUUAUCGUCAUCCUGGCGUCAGUAUGGCUGUGGCAGAGGAUAGACAGUUACCGCGUGUUCGAGAAGAUGGGAAUCAACGGUCCUCCACCAAACCUCAUAUUCGGAAAUUUCAGACAAAUAAUGUCCCAGCCAGUUUGGAUGGCAUACAGAAAGUGGGAACAGCUCUAUGGAAAAACGUUUGGGGUCUUCUUCCUCAAUUCUCCCAGUAUAGUGACCUCAGAUGUCCAUUUUCUGCAAGAAGUCUUUGUCAAACAAUUCAGUAAAUUUCACCAAAGAGAAAUUCCUAAUUCAAUAGACACGGAGGAUGAAAAAACAAACAUGGUUUUCGCGAAAGGAAAACGAUGGAAGCGAUUACGUUUAAUAUCCAACCCGACCUUCUCCUCUCUUAAAAUGAAACAAAUGGCGCCACUGAUCCAGGAGUCGGUGAACAGUUUCAUGGAAGCGAUGGAGAAGCGUUGCCAGGAAGAAAAACCGUUCGAUAUCCACAGUGAAUUCCAAGGCCUCACCCUGGAAGUCAUCGGCUCGUGUGGUUUUGGUAUCGAGCUGAACUCAGUGCGAGAUAACACGUCACCAUUUCUGGCAGCAUGUCGUAAAGUGUUCAGCACGCCACUGGUGAUGAUGUGGCCAAUGUUUAUUGCCGAACUUUUGCCAUCGUUGACCGGUCUAGCCAAGGUGAUGAACAAAUAUCUGACGAGAAAGAAGAUGCGUGACAUAGACGCUCUGGUCAGCGCUGCCGUACAGUCCAGAUUAAAUGAUCCAAAGUGGCCAAUAAACUAAUUGAAAGUGGUUUACAA
Molecule: messenger RNA, 995 nt
Organism: Lingula anatina
Lineage: Eukaryota; Metazoa; Brachiopoda; Lingulata; Lingulida; Lingulidae
Product: cytochrome P450 3A11-like
Molecular function (GO): steroid hydroxylase activity; iron ion binding; oxidoreductase activity, acting on paired donors, with incorporation or reduction of molecular oxygen
Source: RefSeq, a predicted model, not a curated record